This is a messenger RNA of Lates calcarifer (barramundi perch), 2490 nucleotides long. Its product is annotated as DET1- and DDB1-associated protein 1. Gene Ontology annotation, cellular component: Cul4-RING E3 ubiquitin ligase complex. The record is from RefSeq and is a predicted model, not a curated record. Lineage: Eukaryota; Metazoa; Chordata; Actinopteri; Centropomidae. The coding region runs from base 333 to 641 and encodes 102 amino acids. Gene Ontology annotation, biological process: positive regulation of proteasomal ubiquitin-dependent protein catabolic process. The transcript has 5 exons.
GGUAACCGCCCCCGAACAGACGAACAACAAAAAUGGAGUUGUGAACUAGUAGCAAGUUAGCCACUAAGGGACGUUCAGUAUCAGUUUUUGUGUGAUUAUCACUACGUGAGUGAAAGUUUCUUACUGACCGAUGUAGCGCGAUGCAACUACGUCAAAGUCAUACGUAGUUUAUAUUUUCUAGCGGUCGUUAAGAAGCUGUCGAACGGGUAAACAAACCGGUGUCUGGGCUGCGACAAAGACAACAAGGUUUAGCAGCUAGCCAGCUAAAAGAAUAGCAUCUGUUCGUUUUCAUUCUCAGUGUGUGGAACUGGAAGAACGGGACUCGGGCAGAAAUGGAGAAGGGAGAUUUCCUAAAGGGACUACCAGUCUACAACAAAAAUAACUUCAGCAGGUUCCAUGCAGACUCUGUAUGUAAAGCAUCAAACCGUCGACCAUCUGUGUAUCUUCCAACCCGUGAAUAUCCAUCAGAACAGAUCAUAGUCACAGAGAAGACAAACAUCUUGCUGCGAUAUCUUCAUCAACAGUGGGACAAAAAGAAUGCAGCGAAGAAGCGGGAGCAGGAACACACAGAGGGGGAGAACACGGCACCUCCAAGAAAAAUUGCCAGAACAGACAGUCGAGAGCUGAAUGAGGAUUCGUAAAGCAACGCGCUGCCCAUGCGCGCACCCAGCAGAGACUGACCUACGCAUACAAAAUGCACAUGCAGAUUCAGGAUAUAUGUUUGCGAACCCUGGCCUUGACACUGAAGCACACAAGGAUCCACACAUUUCAGACCACAGUCGUCAUGACGUCAACAUCAAAAGCAGACAGAUUUCCUUAACCGAAACCUUUUUCCCUCAGUUUAUUUACGGCUUUCACAUGCUGUUUCCUUUACUUCCAAGACACUUCUGCCUCAAAUUUGUAGUUUUGAAAAUAACAUACAUCUACCUCCUUAUUCUACAGCCCCUCUGGUUUUCAUUCAUUUUUAUGUUCACAGAGUUUUCUCUUUGAAUAUGCAGGGAGUUAAUCAUUGCUCCUCUGCUGCCAUUUAAGGAUUUACAGUUGUAGUCAUUCAUACCAUCGCUGAGAUAUGCAUGUUUUAAGUUAAGUCUGUAUAUGUGAUUAAGUGGAAUGCCAUCUUUUUUGGCUCUCUACUCCAGUAGGAUUUUUUAAAAGGGUUAGUGGUCUUUAAAAUAUUUUAGCUCAUCCUGAUUACUGUCAAUACAGUAACUGAAAUUAAAACUGCAUUGUAUUCUUUGCUUAGAUUGAUUCAGGGUUUCGUUAUGGAUUGUGUUGUGGAGAAAGAAGAGUGCUGAUAGAAAUAUUGUUGUUUUCUCCUAAUGAAUAAUUAUUUGUUGCCUUAAGUGGAAGUGAGUGUGUUUUCACUAUGUCUUAGAGUGCCCCCUUGGUUUACAUUGUUGAUUCAGGAAGAAAUGAACCACUGCUGAGUUGAGUGGAUAUUAGCAUGUCCUUUCAAUAGGGACACAUUUAAGCCAAUAUAGUCAUGCUAGAGGAUGCAAACUCUUUUUGUACAGUGUGACCUGCAGAUUUUGUAGCCAUAUUCUAAGUGUGAUGCUCAGUACUUUGAGAUCAUAACCUUAUGAGCAGAGCUUGUAUCUUUGUAAUUGCACAAUUAGCAGAAUAUUUUAUGAAAUAGGUGGUGACGACAGGUAUGUCUAAAUGUAUACUUCGGCUGUACUAAUAUGUAGGCUACUUGUAAGGACUGCUGUCAAUCCUUGUUGUAAAUAUGCCAUUCAUGUUUGCUCGAAUAGUUUGAGUCAUAUUGAGGGAAUUUGAUUUUGGAUUUACAAGCUGUUGACAGCAGGGUUAAGUAAACAGUCUGUGAAGUUGGCGAAGCUCAUCAUGAGUCUUGUAUAUUUGUACAAUGUGUAUCUUGUGAUUGUCUGACCCUUUUAUCAGGUAACAAGACAACUACUCACUUUAGCUUCCCCAAGUCAGCCAUAUUGUUAUUUCACUCUGUUUAGCCAUGUUGUUCUUCUACGCUGGAGAGAUACAAGCCAGAGUUUGUUCAGAACAAACAAAAGCAUUUUACUUCAUUUGCUUUGCACCUUUAGAAAAAUAGAAUACAAAAAGCAAUCUGCUGCAAAUUGUGUUGGCCACAUUUUUAGUAAUGUUUGGCACAGCUUACAGUCUAUUGAUGUACAUUUGUUCCAGAUUGCUGUUCAGAGGUUUACAGAGUAUAUGUUCAGUUUUGCUGCUUAUGUAAAUCAAACCAAGUAGAAUGCACACUGUGAGUUUCUCAUGUAUGACUUAAAAAACUAGAGAUGUGCAGUGUUUUACUUUCCCUGCCUCUUCAUAGAAGAGUGUGUUAAUUUUAUUUUUGUGAUAUGGUUUGUAUCACAUCACCUGAUUAAGUUUGGAAUGUGUUUAUUGUUAAAUGCUUUGCUUUGAGUUUAUUGUAUAACUGUAUUGUUGUCAAUUUCAAAUCUUCUUCUUGUAUAGAUUACACUUUGAAAUACAGUAAAGACAAUAACUCACAGUAAACAGCAA